Coffea arabica (coffee) is the source of this 2643-nucleotide messenger RNA. RefSeq lists its product as uncharacterized. The record is from RefSeq and is a predicted model, not a curated record. Gene Ontology annotation, molecular function: S-adenosylmethionine-dependent methyltransferase activity. Lineage: Eukaryota; Viridiplantae; Streptophyta; Magnoliopsida; Gentianales; Rubiaceae.
UGCUGUCAGACUUUAGAAAAUUGAGCCUUCUCUUCUCCUGUUCUGUUGGUUUUGCUCGCUUUCCAGCUUAUUGUUCUUCUCAGCUUCUUCUCGCUCUCUCUGUCUCUGGUUCCUGCCGAGAAGAAAAAUGGCGUUUGGAGCCAGGAACGAGCAGGAAGUCAGAGGGAUCGUGAAUCCUCGCACCGACAAAAGAGACUACCGAAGAAUCGUUCUUCACAACGCUCUCGAGGUCCUCCUCAUCAGCUAUCCAGAAACUGAUAAGGUUCUUUUAGUGAUCCAGAAGGUCUUGAAGGCCUCGCGCAUUUUCUUGGUCUAUGCAGCUGCUACUGUCUUUCUUGUACCAUUUUUGGAGAGGAAAGGAAAUUUCCUGAGAUUGCCGCCUAUUUGAUAGAUUGAGGAAAAUCACAAGGAAAUACUAAAAGGAGGAGAAAAAGAUUUAGCUUUUCAGAGGAAUAGGAUGUGGAAGAGUAAAUAAACAGAACCCAGUGAGUUUGGGAGAACGAAGUAGCUUGCUCCAAGCCUGUACAUCUACUUUUGAGAAGAUGGUUUGGACUUAUAAACCCAAGAUGUAGACAGAAGCUUGAACUAGCUGCUAGCACUGAUUUUAGGCACUGGAGAAAGAAGAUAGUGAAGAUGGAAAUAAUUCUGAUUCUAGCAGUUAUUCUAAUGAUAAUGAGGACGAAAGGCCGGAGAGCAAAUCUAUCACCACCUCUUGGCCUCAAAGUUACAGGUGGUAUCAUCUUAUCGCACAUAUCUAUAUUUGUUUCUUUCUACAUCUAGCUAUGGUGUUCUCUACGUUUGUUCUGUUCUUGUUCUGCAGAUUCUGUAUUUAGCAGUGAAGCACUUGGUUUCUUGAAAGCUGUUAUAUUUAUAUGGUACCGGAUGUUUAGCUUUACCUAUUCAUUUUUGGCUAGGAGAGAUAUUUAGAAAUGGGAUUGAAAUGCUUUCAUCAUUCAUAUUUUGGAGCUUCUUCAAGUAUUUUCAUUCUGUUUCGGCCAUGAAUAUCAAUAGUUUAUGAGUUUGAAUGGAUCCAGUAACAUCAGUAAAGGAUAGCUAUGGGCUUAAGGUAGGCUAUGUAAUGUUAUCAAAAGGCCAGAGCAUUUUAUGUCUUCCCUGGAUCCUUCUUCAGCUUAGCGGAACUUGGUAUGAUGCACUUAUAUUGCUGACUACUGCCUCUAUUGAAAAGAUUUUCCUUCGUCAUGAGGGACUGGUGGUUAAUCCCUGUGAACCAUCUUUGGAAGUGAAUUGUCGUUACUACAUUUAUCAAUGGUAGAAACCAUAUUUUGGAUAUUACCUUUCAUCGAACCGCUGAUUCUGGAAGAGAAGUUUCCAAACCACAUCCAGAGUAUUCAUUUCAUGGGCUUUAGACUGAACCAAUUUCCAUAACUUUGGUGUGUCAUAACAUCUGGCCAGAACUAUACCAACUUUUAGACCGUCUGCUAGAUAUUUUGAUUGAAAUAAGUGCCAGAGAUCCACUCUCCUCCUCCAAUCAUGUACCAGCGUUUCUUAUUUGCAUCAGUUUUCAGUUGUUUUUGGAGAGGAUAAAACAUACUGGUUUGAUCAAGAGUACAACCAUCACUCCCUCAUGUGCAAUUCUACCAGCUGCAAAUAAUUUGGCUCUUAGCUUUUAAGAUUUAGAAUCAAUUCCAAUGGUUCUUUGUUAAUUUGUUUUAAACUUGCACAACUGGAUUAUAUAUUUGAGAAAUGGUUACAUUAGUCAUCUCACUUGGACUGUGUUCAAACUCUGGUUGAUAAUGCUUGGUAUCUCAUAUCCUUGUAUCAGGCAGUCCAUCGAUUUAUACAGCAGUGUACCAUCUCCAAGUCUUAACUUCCUGGGGACGCCUACGUUAUCACGUUUAGGCAGCUCAUUUAUCUCUUCUUCAUUAACAAGAAGAUACACUCCUGAAGUACUCCCUUCUUCGCAAAAACCUCUAUUACCACCAGUAGCAAAUGCACGGCAGCCACCAGAAAGGCGUAGUUCACUUUAAAUUUACACAAGCAGUAUGAGCCUGUCUAUGGUGAAUCAGAUGGCUUCUAUUAGCGAUGUCUUUUUCAUGUCUGCAAGAUAACAGUAUCUUUGCAUGGCUGAUUAACUGUUUGAAAGCUGAAUUUUGGUUUUCAGAAGGCCACAGCCAAAAGCUAAUUUGUGUUGCAGAGGCUCUGCCCCUUGGUGAUGCAUCUGUGGAUGCUGUAGUGGCCACACUUGUCCUAUGUUCUGUCAAAGAUGUUGACUUGGCGCUGCAAGAGAUUAUGAGGGUGCUAAAGCCAGGUGGGCUCUGUGUGUUUGUGGAACACGUAGCAGCAGAAGAUGGAACAAUUCGGAGAUUUUUCCAAGGGAUUCUUGAUCCUUUGCAGCAGUUUGUUGCUGAUGGCUGUCACUUCACUAGAAAAACUGGAGAAGUUAUUGCUAAAGCAGUCUUCUCAUCUGUUGAACUUCAGCGGGCAUUUGUGUCUUCUGCCUCAAUAGCAAAUCCUCAGGUUUAUGGGAUAGCUCGCAAGUAGCCUAGAUUAAUGUUAUGCCACAUAAAAUAUUCCUGCUGCAAACCUUGGAAUAAUUAUUUGAAUACUGAGUGUGUCUAGUGUAUUUGGAUAGAGUAUCAUUUGAAAUAUUAUUUAAAAUAAUUAAUGUAGCACUUUUUGUGA